Molecule: messenger RNA, 2037 nt
Organism: Thyridium curvatum
Lineage: Eukaryota; Fungi; Ascomycota; Sordariomycetes; Thyridiales; Thyridiaceae
Exons: 4
Coding region: 1-2037 (678 amino acids)
Cellular component (GO): nucleus
Source: RefSeq, a predicted model, not a curated record
AUGAAGGCUACUCGAGCCGGCCCCUCCGAAGAGAGAUUGGCCACCUUGGAAGAGAAGCUGGAUCGGAUCCUGAGCGGAAGCUUGCCGAACUACACGAGCUCUGGGCGCCCAGAUCAACCAAACAAAGAAUUUCCCGACACCUCCGAGCGCUCUUUCUCCCCGAGUUCAGCACCCGAGCGAGAUACACCAGCCAGUCAUCAGUCGACAGUCAUAUCCGAAUCUGCCUCCUCAAGAUCGCGACCGAGUCACACAGAUAUUGCUCAUGGGAUUCGGAUAUACUUCAGGCACUGCCAUCGGCAACCGGUGUGGUGUUUUGAGCGCAAUGAGGUCAGGGACCAUCGGUCAUUGCCCGACGAGCUCGUCGGUAGCAUUCUGGCGUUGACCUCGCGCUUUUCGGCAAACCAUGACCGACACUAUGGUGACGAGGCCAGGCAUCUGGUCAUGCUCCGCGUGGCCAAUGGCACUGUCACCCUUCCGACCAUCGAGAGCCUGUGUCUUCUUUCGUACUCUUCCUUUAUUGGUAUGAAAUCUCUUUUCUGCGUCGCCUGCCGUCGCGAAUGCUCACAACUGGUUGCUGGCACAGAUGGCAAUAUACACUUGGGCCAAUUUCAUCUUGGUCUUGCGCUGCAACUUUGUCGAUCUGCAAUGCUCGAUCAUGGAUCGACCUAUUCUGUUCGAGAUCAGGUAACGGAACGGAAGAAGAGAUUAUUCUGGAGUCUUCAGCUUCUGGAACACUUCUACGGCCGACCCACAGGCAUCCUGAGUGUGUCCUCCCAGAUUGGUCGCCUAGCCUUCAGUACCACAACUGAAUCACACGGACACAACUCAGAUACCGGCCCAGAGAUCCCACCGUUACCCAGAGACGAACUCGGGUACGGCGAGCCCAGCGAACCUGGGAUCUGGAACACAGCUGCACGUCUAGGUUGGAUCUGGGGUAACGUGAGGAAGUACGUCUCUGAUUGCUCUCAAAACAUACUCAAGGAGCCAUGGCGACACGACUCGGCGUAUUCUAUGGUCAACUCGGACUUCAUGGAGACGGAGCACAGGAUUCCCAUUUACCAUAGAUAUGACUCGGUCAAGUUUUUCGAUCGCACUCCGGAGGAUCUCAGAAUGAAUCAUGAUUACUGGGCACCAUGGCUCAAAGAACAGUUCACAUAUCAUGCCAUUCCUACCGUCCUCAACCAUCCCUUCCUCUACAUCGUCGCGGCCCAGCACAACCCAGACCUUGCGAUCCCAAACACAUUCUGGCGGAGGUCGUCGGAACUGGCUUUACUGCAUGCAACCUGGAUAGUCCGCAUUAUUGAUAUGAUCGUGGAGAAGCAGGUUCUGCUCACAGACCCGUUCUUUGGGCACAUGGCUGCCAUUGCCGCCACAGUACAUAUGUACUACUGUUGCGCUGCGGCCGCCAGGCUGAAGCACAAAUCAAACACCGAUCUGGCGAAGUGCAGAAAGUUUCUGCAGAGCUUUACGCAAUUCUCACCCGCCUGUGCGGCUCUGGACCACAGUCUCGACAAGAUGACUCGAAUUGCUGCAGAUCCAGACGGCAUGGAUCUUGAAGACUGGAUGCCAUCCAAGCUCAACCUAAGUGUCCCGCUAAUGUGGGACAUCUUACUGUUCAAUUGUACAAUGGACACAUCGGGUGCGACCGGUGCCAAGCUCUUGGAUGCGUCAUUAGCACCAAGGCCCGCUAAAGAAGACGAUGGCGAGGACUCGAUACUCGAGAUCGUCGUCGCGACAGCACCAGAGAUCACGAUUGACACUACCGAUGGUGGGCAACAAGCUCCUUCGCUUUCAAGAAGGCCUCAGGUCGCUCAAACGUCGACGGGAGAAACCCCGCGAAACAUUGUCUGGAACGACCCGUCGUUUGAGCUGGUCGAUAACCUGACUUUCAACACUACGCCCUGGCUGUACGCAGAGCCCUCGCAAUUUGCCACUCUGGGGGACAUGGGCUGGCACGAUCCUCACUCGGCGAUGAGUGAUAACAGGGCCCCACCUUGGUGGGAGGGAGGAAAUUUCAACAGCGUGAUGUUUAAUUAG